CCACCCAUCAUCCCCGACGCCGCGACGAGGGGCGCGGCUCUCCCCCAGCCCACCCCGCCCUUCCUUCCUUCCUUCCUCCCCGAAGCUUCGGGGAGCCUCCCGAGCAAUGGCGAGGCUGCUCGUGCUCCGCUCGGCGCCUUACCACCGGUCCAGCCUCUCCGCCGCCGCCACCGCCACCUCCUCCCGCUCCGCGUCCUUCCCCCGCCUCUCCCGCCGCCACCUCCCAUCGCUCCUCCGCGUGCCGGUCCGCGCCGUCGAGUCGUCUUCAGGGGCCACCAAGCAGGAGGAGGCGCCUCUGGCCGCGGGCGAGGCCCAGGAGCCGCUGCCCGCGGCGCCGGCGUUCGUGGUGGAGGAGCUCGGCUGGGGCACCCAGCUCGCGGUCAAGCUCAAGAUGCUCGUCGCCCCGCCGUGGAAGCGCGUCCGCAAGGGCAGCGUCCUCACCAUGACGCUCCGGGGCGAGAUAUCCGAUCAGUUGAAGACCCGCUUCUCGUCAGGCCUUUCACUGCCGCAAAUCUGCGAGAAUUUCGAGAAGGCAGCAUAUGACCCACGGAUAUCAGGGAUUUACCUGCACAUAGAGCCGCUGAGCUGUGGAUGGGGAAAGGCGGAGGAGAUCAGAAGGCACAUUGUGGAUUUCAAGAAAUCUGGUAAAUUUGUUGUCGGAUACAUGCCCGUCGGAGGGGAGAAAGAAUACUACCUUGCUAGUGCAUGUGCUGAGCUGUAUGCACCGCCAAGUGCUUAUGUUGCUUUGUAUGGUCUAACCAUUCAGCAGACAUUUCUCAGAGGUGUGCUUGAGAAAGUUGGAGUACAGCCAGAAAUUCAACGAAUUGGUCGCUACAAAAGUGCUGGAGACCAACUUGGGCGGAAGAGCAUGUCAAAUGAAGUUAAGGAGAUGCUGGGUGCACUGCUUGAUAAUAUCUAUGGAAACUGGCUAGAUACAGUGUCUUCCACACAUGGGAAGAAAAAAGAAGAAAUUGAGGAAUUUGUCAACUCAGGAGUCUAUCAGGUCGAGAGACUUAAGAAAGAAGGUUGGAUAACAGAUCUAUUGUAUGAUGAUCAGGUAAUGACAAUGCUGAAAGAGAGAGUAGGACAGAAUGACAAGAAAAGCCUGCGUAUGAUUGACUACAGUAAAUAUUCACGUGUAAGAAAAUCAACUCUUGGGAUAGGAGGAGGAGGAGACUUAAUUGCAGUAAUCAGAGCAUCUGGAAGCAUAACACGAACUCGCAGUGGCCUGAGUGUUUCUAGUUCGGGCAUUAUUGCCGAGCAGUUAAUCAAGAAGAUACGUACUGUUAGAGAGUCAGAAAAGUAUAAAGCUGUUAUCCUCCGUAUAGACAGCCCUGGUGGUGAUGCUCUUGCUUCUGAUCUGAUGUGGAGGGAAAUUCGACUCCUGGCUGAGUCCAAGCCUGUGGUAGCUUCCAUGUCUGAUGUUGCUGCAAGUGGUGGAUACUACAUGGCAAUGGCUGCGCCAGUUAUUGUUGCUGAGAAACUUACUCUAACAGGAUCAAUUGGAGUUAUUACAGGAAAAUUUAUCCUUCAAAAGCUGUAUGAGAGGAUUGACUUCAACAAAGAAAUUCUAUCUAGGGGUAGAUAUGCAGAGCUUAAUGCCGCUGAUCAACGCCUUUUAAGACCAGACGAGGCAGAACUUUUUGAGAAGUCCGCGCAAAAUGCUUACGCAUCGUUUCGAGAUAAAGCAGCCAUGUCACGCUCAAUGAGUAUUGACCAGAUGGAGACUGUUGCACAAGGUCGAGUUUGGAGCGGCCAAGAUGCAGCUUCAAGAGGGUUGGUUGAUUCGCUAGGUGGAUUCUCACAGGCGCUUGCUAUUGCAAAACAGAGAGCUAAGAUACCACAGGAUAAGAAGGUCCGGCUAGUUGAGAUCUCAAAGGCCUCGCCGACGCUACCGGAGAUCUUAUCAGGCAUCGGGGGUUCAAUUCUUGGAGUUGACAGGGUUGUGAAGGGGGUGCUACAGGAUGUCACCUCCUUAAAUGGUGUCCAAGCUAGAAUGGAUGGCAUCUUGUUCGAAAGAUUGGAAAACAUGCCAGGAGAAAAUCAGCUCUUCUUGCUCGUAAAAGAAAUCACAAAUUAUUUCGGUUGAUCGCCAGUGAAUAGCUAAAGUUUACGAAAAGCUGUAGAUAGGAGAAGACAGAAGUGACAUGGAAAUAGACACCCACCCUACCUAAAUUCAGGUAGAAUACAAUACAUUUGGUACCGAGUCAUGCUUGUAUUGAUGCAUAUGCAAGCUUUGUAACCUGUAACCGACAUACUGAAAAUGCGAGGAAUGUUAAGUUCUCUCGUGUUUGCUUGAUCUUGCCCCACCUGAUAGCCUUUUGCUCUUUGUUGCUGA
Molecule: messenger RNA, 2338 nt
Organism: Triticum dicoccoides
Lineage: Eukaryota; Viridiplantae; Streptophyta; Magnoliopsida; Poales; Poaceae
Product: serine protease SPPA, chloroplastic-like
Exons: 13
Coding region: 107-2089 (660 amino acids)
Cellular component (GO): membrane
Molecular function (GO): peptidase activity
Source: RefSeq, a predicted model, not a curated record